Tetrapisispora phaffii CBS 4417 is the source of this 351-nucleotide messenger RNA. It is a transcript of the gene DAD1, whose product is annotated as Dad1p. Bases 1 to 351 code for a protein of 116 amino acids. The record is from RefSeq and is a predicted model, not a curated record. Lineage: Eukaryota; Fungi; Ascomycota; Saccharomycetes; Saccharomycetales; Saccharomycetaceae. Gene Ontology annotation, cellular component: mitotic spindle pole body; spindle microtubule; DASH complex. The transcript has a single exon.
AUGUCUACCGAAGCUAAAGGAAGUAAUGAUUCUAUUGAUAGUGGAAUCAACACAAGUAAUAAUUUGUUUAUUGACAGAGCUGAAGAGUAUAAUGAUGAAUUGUUUGUUGAGAAGAGAGAUAUAUUGUUACAAGAUAUAACAAACACGAUGGACUCAAUACUUAAUAGUUUAAACGGUUUAAAUAUAUCAUUAGAAAGUUCAAUUUCGUUAGGUAGUCAAUUUGAGUCUGUAUGUGAGCUUUGGAAAUCUUUCUAUAACAAUAAUAACAAUAACAGUAAUGAUAAUAGCACUGACGAUAAUAAGAAAAGUAAUAACAGUACCAACUCAGAUGUUGGUACUGAUGCUGAUUGA